GACGACUUCAACUUGCUUUUCUUGUCUCUAGCCCAGACCAGAGAUCACCCUCUGAAUACUAGCCGGAGCGCUAGAAACGGAGUCUAAUAAAAGUGGCGAGUCUCAAAUCAUAAAACAUAAAUAUGGGGGGAGUACCGUCAGUCCCAAGAGACCGGACCAGAAAAUUGGAAGUCAUCUCAGGCGCGUAUUCACGCACGGGAACAGUCUCCCUGUCGCUGGCACUGGAAACACUUCUCGAUGGCCCCGUGAUGCAUGGAGGCACCCAGCUCAUCGGAAGGGAGGAUGCAUAUGUCAAGCUCUGGCACGAAAUCUUCGAGGCGCGGAAGGCAGGUGACAAGGCCCGGACGCUCAAGCUGCUGCGCGAAGCGACGGCCGGCUUCGUGGCCAUCACCGACGUGCCUGGCAACUGCCUGAUCCCGGAGCUGCGCGAGCUCUACCCGGAAGCCCAGGUCAUCGUGGUCAACCGGGACAAAGAAAGAUGGUUCGCCAGCAUACGGCUCAUCGUACAGCAGGCGACGCCGUGGUGGCUGCGCUACCUGCUUGCCCCGUGUCCCGGCUGGCGUUGGUUUGCCCCCGUCAUUGACCAGGUCUCCGAUGUGGCGCGUGAAAGAGCCCGUGAGCUGGGAUGGGGCACACUCACCCCGAAAACGCUGGAAGAACACAACAACUGGGUGCGAGACAUCACGCCGCCCGAGCAGUUCCAUGUCAUUGAGCUUAAGGACGGUUGGGAGCCGCUCUGUCAGAUCCUCAACAAGCCCGUGCCGAAGGAGCCGUUCCCGCGAGCCAACGACGCCGAGGCUGUCAAGCAGCUUUCUAAGGACAUCUUCAUGAAGGCUUCGAUGGUCUGGGUCGGGAUUCUGACGGGAACUGCCGCGCUGAGCUAUGGCGGCUGGUGGGCCUGGACGAUGGCGUCAUCGGCAUAGUCGCCGAGUGGCUGAAGCGUUCACUUAUACCAAGUUGUAUAAGGUAGGUAUAUUGGAGAUCAUACUAUAUAUCCUAGCUUAC
Messenger RNA from Chaetomium strumarium, 1005 nucleotides. RefSeq lists its product as uncharacterized. The transcript has 4 exons. Bases 123 to 923 code for a protein of 266 amino acids. NCBI's taxonomy places the organism in Eukaryota, Fungi, Ascomycota, Sordariomycetes, Sordariales, Chaetomiaceae. The record is from RefSeq and is a predicted model, not a curated record.